AUGGCUUCCCAUCUGAUUCGUAAAGAUUAUGAAACUGGCAAAUUUUUUCUGAUCAAUAAUGUGAAUGGGGCAACAUAAGAGAUUACAAAAACAGGGGAUUUUAUUAAAAAGUUUAGCUUGGAUUAUACUGGCAAGUUAGGAUUCAAAAGUAGAAUUCAAUAACCAGAUCCAUGUCAUUACCCUUGUGGAAUUGAAUCAUUAUCUCAGUUUCCCCAAUUCUAUAUUCCUUAGCCAGAUAAAUUUGAUGGUUAUGCUCAAUUGCCUCGUACUUUACAAAAGCCUUUUUAUAAUAAUGAUAGGAGGUAGAGAUCCGAUGCUACAAUUGAGAGUGCUCUGGAAUUGGUGAAAUAACAAUCUUUUAAUAACAAAUACUAAAUAGAUAAACCUAUUAAACAUAUAACAGGAACUCUAAAUGAUUUUAAUUUUGUAUAAAAUUUGAAGAAAAUUAAAAUACUCGAACAUCGUAAAAGUACAAAACAGAGAAAUUUUACCAAUCAUAUCAAUAGCGUCAAAGUGAUAAAUAAAGAAGAAAUCCAGCCUCCAAAUCUCACCUUACUUAGAAGAAGCAGAAUCAAAUCUUAAUUAUUACCUAAAACUCUCCCUUUUUGCAGCAGUAAUUCUAGAGAACCCUCAGAAAUUAGAAAUAUUGUCCCCUUAGAAGAUAGAGAAGUUCAAAGUAUAAAUCAAUUCCAAUAAUACUAAUCUGAACAUAAGGAAAGUGAAAUCAUGUACCAGUCUAGAACCUUUGUUAAAUCACAAAGCCAAUCUAAAGUAACUAGAAAUGAUCUGCAUAAUUCUCAUCUUACAUUAAAUCACUUCAAGGAAAAGGUAGAGGUUGCCCAAAAAGAAGAAAAUGCAUACAUAAUACCAUAAUAAAAGGAAAAGAUUUCAAUCUCUUCAAAAGGAAGGUUUAGUGCGAUUAAGACCAAAAGUAAUGGGGACUAAUAUGUCACAGAUCGAAUUAUAAUGAAAUUAUUUUAGCCAGACCUAUUUAAAUGA
Messenger RNA from Paramecium tetraurelia, 999 nucleotides. RefSeq lists its product as uncharacterized. NCBI's taxonomy places the organism in Eukaryota, Ciliophora, Oligohymenophorea, Peniculida, Parameciidae. The transcript is spliced from 3 exons. The record is from RefSeq and is a predicted model, not a curated record.